Wyeomyia smithii (pitcher-plant mosquito) is the source of this 5521-nucleotide messenger RNA. RefSeq lists its product as uncharacterized. The transcript is spliced from 11 exons. Gene Ontology annotation, molecular function: protein binding. Lineage: Eukaryota; Metazoa; Arthropoda; Insecta; Diptera; Culicidae. Bases 1570 to 3138 code for a protein of 522 amino acids. Gene Ontology annotation, biological process: regulation of DNA-templated transcription. The record is from RefSeq and is a predicted model, not a curated record.
CGAACGCGCGCGCUGGAAGUGUGCCGCGAGGUUAGUGUCGAAUUGUUGUUCGCGUGUGCUUUUCGUCUUCUGUCCCGCUUGGUGGUUCGCUGCGAGGUGUGAUCCUUUUGGCAUAUGUUGUCGACGGGCGAUCCUGUUUGCUCGUUGCAACUUGGUGAAAAGAAGUCUCCUGUUCAUGUUUUUUUAGAAAUCUACUUCUACUUGGUGGGUAGUGAAUUCUCAGUUCGAAAUUUUAGGUGAAAAUAUUCGACAGUCUAAAAUAAAGCUCGUUAAACUUACCGACUGUGAUCUGCACAAAAAUCAAGGCUGGCAGCUCAGUGGCAUCGUCGGUGACAAGUUGGAGUAGUUCAACCGGAAGGACAUCGCGGUUUUUUUCUGUUUGUCUGUGUGAACACGAAUGUGAACAACAAGCGAAAGGAAUACCGACUAGCCACAGGCGGUGAUUUUUUUUUUUCAAUAAAAGUAGAAAGGAAAAGUGUUCUGGCUGGCGGAUUCGAUCGAGUUGGUUGGAAACGGGUUUUGGCGAUGGUCAAUCGCGUCUGGGGUGAAUCAUUCGGAUUGAAUUGCUGAUUAGUGGCAUCGACAUGGCACCAUCAUAGGGGUGGCUAAUUUUGGAUCUUACUUUCAAGCGCGUGCUGUUUCCUUUUCCGAAGAAACUGUGUAGUGAAUGACCACGAGUCCUAAAACAAUUGGGUCAAGGUUAUUCCGUGAUGGAAAGACCAAAACGGCUAGCGACUAAACGAUUAGAUUAGCGAUGAUUUGAGUUCAAGAUCUGAAUUAGACAAACGGCCUCAAGAAACAAGCAACACAACGUGAAAAAACCUGCAGGAAAUCGAGCAAGCAACGAUUAGGCCCCAAUGUUUGGACCACCACGACCGCGAUUUUUCUUAUCCAAUCGUGCUAUGUUUAUGUGCUUUCCCCGGGCGGUGGUUCGCUAACGUCCUGUGCUACGAGGCGGCAAGCUCCAGCAGUUGAUUCCUCAAACACUUUAAAUACCCAACUGCGCUCCGAGGCUGUUGCCGGUUGCGUACAACACGGUGCUGGAAGGAACGCGGGAGGAAAAAUUAAAAUUUUCCACAAAAUUAGUAACGUUGUCCGCGCUUGGCUUGGGGUCUGUUUUCCGCCCCCGCCCAUCCGUUGACUGGCAAGAUUUAGAUUUCCGAGCGCUUAUCAGUUUCGAAUGGAAAAUAUCGGACCAACAAACCGCACUGGCUGCUCUGGUCGAGUGUCGAAUGCAAUCACGUGGAUUUUUCAGAAGAAAUCAUAUGGUAGCGGCAGAGCACGUGCCACGCUUGGUAAUUGGCCAACGGGAAAGCGUGAAAAGUGACGAACAUGUUCGAUAGCUUAGCGACGGAUAGUGAUGGCAAACUAGUAGAAUAGUUAUUAUUUUUAUUCUUUUUAUUUGCAGUGAAAGUGAAAGUGUGAUUUUCCGAGAAGUUGAUUAUUUUGAUUUCGGUGGUAUUGUUUUAUUCCGUUGUUGUUGGAAGAGAGUGUCCCUUGUUGGUAAAGGUUUUGGAAAGUGUGCUUGAAUCUACGUUUGAAUCCGAACCGUCGAAGUUACGCGACACCAUGGUGAUGUCACUGUAUCGGACUAUUAAAGGCCACACCGGGACCUACAAGCGCAGGAAGAAUCGACUGCUGGAAAGAAGCUUGGGCUCCCUCGAGGCUACCCUACCGCGUGAGAUGGUGUCACGGCGCAAAAUUUUGUCCCGUUCGCGGGACGAUCUGAAUCUGGACUCGACGUUCAUCGCCCAGGAGGAAGAGGAAGACGUUUGGUACCAGAAGGAAAAACUCUAUAAGGAACACAUCCAGGAAGUGCUGGACAAAUGGACACAGAUCGACGACGAAAUUUGGGCUAAAGUGAUCGUCUUCGAGCGGAACCGCCGCGUGGCCAAAGCAUACGCCCGUACCCCCGUUCUGACUAUCAACGGGUCGGAUGAUGGAUUCGACGGCAUGCGGAUCGGACUGUGCGGCUUCGACAACCCGAUGCGGGACCACAAGACGGAGGAAGUGAAGCGACACGUCGGGCAGGGAGUGAAAAUAAAAAUGGACGACGCCGGGAAUAUACUCAUCAGACGCUAUUCGAAAAGCAACGUUUACGUCAAAAGCACAACCAGUCAGCCGAACGAGGAAACGGCCAUCGGAGCAGACAUCCUGAAGCUUCCCGGGCAGGCCAUCGAGAGCGAGAAAAUAGUUAAGUUAUUUGAUAUGAAAAAGUUCCAGUCAAACGUGAACCGAGAGCUGCGACGUGCCUAUCCGGACCGCCGCCGGCUCGAAACCCAGUGCCUGUCGGCGAUCGCCUUCGGUAAAUCGGAAAACGAUGUCCUAGACUGUCCGAUUUGGGUGCUGAUCAUAAACGUAGUCGCGAUGGAUAUGCUGAAGAGUAAACUACCUCCAGUUCAUCGCCCGGUGGACAUUAAAAACCGGCCCCGGAUUCCGAUCCCCGACGAGGACCCGUACAGCAUCGCCGGAAACGGGGGCGGCAGCUCCGGCAGUUCCGGGUUUGGCGCGAGUGGCAGCGGCAUGGUUGGAUCCUCCCGGGACCACCUAAUGGGCCAGGGGCAAGUCAUCGGACAACGGCGCAGCGAGAAACCACCGAAGCUACCUCCGCGGGAUAAUCUGUACGCGUCGCAUGAUGUUAUGAAGCCCGAUUACGAUGACAUCGAGGACGAGAAUCGCGUCAAAUUGCCACGAGGAAAAUCAGACAAAGGCAAAGACAAUAAAAAAUAUGAUGAUCCCUACUACUGCGGACUGCGGGCCCGUGUGCCAAACUUUGUCAAAUCGUCCAAAUCGAAGGAGAACAACAACAACAGCAACGUGGCCAACAACAACAGCAGCGCCAAGGAAAGUGCUGCCAUCUCGAAGCGUUUGUCGGUUGCCCAUCUGCAGCAUCCGUCGUCGCUGCAAUCACUGCACCAGUUGCACCAGAUGCAUCCCCAUCACAAUCUGAUGGCCGCCCAUCAGCACCACCAGCAGCUCAUGUGGCAUGCCAGAAGCUACGAAAGUGGCAUCGAUUUCCCAUUCGUAGAUACCGACGUCGUUGAGUCACCCUACAGUCACAUGUACGGCCGGGUUCCGUUGCCGACGCGGGGCUACAUUCCGGCACCCCGUGCCAUGUACAUCGGCGAGUGGGACUAGGGGCGCACUACUAACUGGCACAGAAAGCUGACGGACAAACCUCCCAGAGCAACCGGACCGGAAGGAACUUGCUUCAAGUACGGCCAAGUUCCGGUUUGCACCUGUACUCAAGUGGAUGAAAUGAAACAGAAAAAAAAAACUCUUUCUACAAUUCUAUUUGGCCUUCCAAGUUUGCUCUAUCGAACUUUGGUUUCUUUAGCUUUUUUUCUAUGUCUAUUAGUUACGUAAGUGGAAUUACUAGUUUUGAUUGUUAGUGUAGAUAGUUACGUUUACGAAGAAGAAGAAGAACAUGCCGUGUGACUCAGCUUGGUGAAAUAUCCUUAACGUUUGGGGCACACGGAAUGAGACUUAAACAAGCAUAACACUUGAACUUGGACAACAUUAUAACGAUACUGCCAUUCAUCCAUUUUUUACGUUUAUAGUAAACGUUUCACCAGCUGUGAAACGUGCUUUCGACUAAGCCUUUCGGACUCGAACUUCUUUUUUCAGGACAAUCCUCUACGCGGCAGGAAGUUUGCGCGCGUGUGUAAAUAGUGGAAAAAUAAUCAGAAAAUCAAAAGCAAAAAAGAUUGACUGCAGAAAAUGGAUAAAGCAAGCACCUUUUUCUUCAACAGCGAUGAUCAAACAAGAACUAACUUUUUUAUGUAAAUAUAACCCUGCUCUUAAUCUAUAGUUAGGUGAGAAGAUGAUGAAUACACGAUUGUUCAAUCGAAUUUUAAGAGGAACAACAUAUUUUACUGUCAUUUAUCUAAUGUAUUCGCUGUAACCACGUAUUGUACUUGUACGACUAAGUUUUAACUCUCGCUGCAUGUGUUUAUCUAUUUAGCUAUAAGUCAGGGAAAACUAUCGAAAAAAAACGUAGAACUGUCCCCAGAGCGCUUGAGCGUGCUGGAGACAAAAUAAGACAGUAAAACUGCUUCCGAAUGAGAUAAAAAAAAAACCUUUGUAAAGUAACACGGUAUUUGGAAGUUAGCAAAACCAAUUACGAUGGCAUAAUACUCAGAAAACAACUCAUGUACGCGUCUGUUUUUAACCGCUCUGUAUAUUUUGUAAGGCUAAAUAAUCGACUUUUGUUUUUAGUGGCGACAUUUCACGUCAUCCCCUUCGCUAGCGGUAGCGGUUCCUCUCCUGGGACCAUUCGAAUUUUUGUCCACUAAUUUCUCACACUGUCUCUCCCAGUCACAGUGUGUUCGAUAGGAGACUUUCCACAUUUUUCUCGCAAAAAGGUACUCUGGUUAAGACCACCGACCGCAACCCAAAGCACAUGCCAUUCCAGUCUGCCAGUGUCACGAACUUUCCUGUCAAAUUUUGCUCCAACCGAAGCUGGCUGCAAACUUCGACUAUCCCUUCACUGCCAGAACUAAGCAAAAGCUUUGCCCCCUUACCAGGAACCCAACGUGGCACCGUUAGCGAAGAGAUGCUUUUUUGUUUUCGUAAUAAACCUUACUACGUACUAAUAGUCUGCAGGCAUGAGAUUGCAAUAAAAGUAGCCUUUAUACAUCUUUGCGAAGGGUGAGCUAAGACUUCAACUUCGAUCAAGCAGCGAACCUGACGGCGUUAGUCACUUUUGUACAGAUUCUACCGAACACAGACAGACGUACAUGCGUUUUACUUCUACCGAAAAUCUAUCCUUCUCUUGAACGUAAUUUUAAGUGCUAGAUUUUUACCCUACUUAGAAUUGUUACACGCCAGAAAAUGGAACGUUUCCAAGCACCCAGAAAUUUGGACUCCAUUUUCUGUUCGGCAGACAGAUAAGCGAUAACACACAGACACUCACACGCAUACACACACAAACACUUACACACACGAGAGAAAGAGUUGAUAUUUAUAAGACAGGAAUACUAGUUUUCCAUUAUUAAUUUGUCUAGACACUGGUGAAAGGGUCACAAAGUUUAUUGAAACACACUUUUCCAACCUGGUUUUGUUGGAGAGCGAAACAGAAGAAAAAUCCACUGCCCUCUCUAAAAACAGUUAGGCAAUAUGUAGCAGAUGAAUUUUUUGUUACGAAGAGCAGUGGAUUGUAUAUCAAAAGCCCCCUUCCUCUGACGUAUAUAAAAAGAACAAGUGCACAAGUGUUUAAAAAGACAGGCAAAAUGAAUGAACCAGAUGGUGAACAAACAAAAGUAAAACAAUGCAACAACUAUGAGGACACGUUACAAGAUUUAAAAAAAUUACAAGGGCUCCUCACAUGCACGAAUAUAUAUAAUUGUAUAACGCAAGUACACAUGUACCGUCUAUUUGGCGCAAAAAAGAGAACGAAUUGUAAGACCUACUAUACCCCCACAUUAUACAUUAUAAUAAUUAUUAUAUAGUGAUUGAUUGAUGUAUCUUAGUGAAUCGAAUGAAUUGAUUAUAAAAGGUAUUUUAAAAAUAAAAUAAAAAA